Chara braunii is the source of this 1133-nucleotide messenger RNA. Lineage: Eukaryota; Viridiplantae; Streptophyta; Charophyceae; Charales; Characeae. The record is from the annotation of a GenBank genome assembly.
CGGAGUGACGGGUCCGUGUAUACGUCCCGGCUAUGGAGGGCGGCGGAGAGGGUAGAUGUGAUGUGUUGAUGCCUGGUGAGCUGCAGGCCGUGGCGACGGCCGUGUCGACGAUCGUUCUUCGAUGUCAGCAGGAGAGGGAGCUGGGGCGACUGAAGGAGCAGUUGCGCGCACGUAGACGGAGGACAUUGACGGAAGGUCCGGACGAUGGGGCCGAAUACGUGGUGACGUCGGAGGCUGUUGUUCACCUGUGCUACGCGUUGGGUUGCGGAGUGAUUUCUUGUGCAGCGCCGCGGUGGUGGGUGAAGCGCAGGACAGGAGGCACGUGGGAAGACCUUAGGCAAUGCGACGACGCCACAGACAACUACUUCCGGGAUAAGCUACGAAUGUCGCCGCGAGUGGUCCGGGAGAUCGCUGAGGCGUGUGCACCUCAUCUUCAGCGGCGAGUCACGUUCUACAGGGAGCCUUUGCAGCCGGACCAGAUUAUGGCGUACGCACUGUACAGGUGGGCUACAAGGGAGACGUACGAGAGUAGCACGUGCAACUUCGGGAUUGGACGAGCUUCUGGCCUGGUUGCCGUCCACGACGUUACUGUCGCGCUGCUGAGGGUGUUCGGAGAGAAGACCGCGUGGCCGACUGAAGUUCGUAAACUCGUGGUUCUCCGAGCGUUCGGUGAUAAAGGGUUCCCCAACUGCCACGAUUGCAUUGACUGUACUCACAUCUACGUGGACAAGUCGGUGAACACUCCGAGCGAAAACUACUACGACAGGAAGCGCCGUUUCUCCAUCGUCGCGCAGGUUGUCGUCGACCUGGACUUCCGUGUGCUCGACGUGCACAUGGGAUACCCAGGUAGUUGCCACGACAUCAGGGUGCUGCAGUUGUCUAGCCUGUCGCAGUGCGCAGAGGAGGGGUCGUUGUUCCGUGGUCCCCCCGUGACAAUGUCGUUCGUUGUGAAGACGAACGGUGUCGACCGGUACAAGGGGUCUGAAGGCAUGCCAUCCAAACCCUAAGCCUCGCGUCGUGUCUGUCACCCGUCAGAGGGUCGGUCGGGGCUCCUGUAACCUGCACAAAACACGUCAGUCCACAUCCGCGAACAGAAGGAUCGUAACAGACCGAAAUGAAUGCGAGACGAAGCU